This is a messenger RNA of Pseudoliparis swirei, 952 nucleotides long. RefSeq names its product protein phosphatase 1 regulatory inhibitor subunit 14D (gene ppp1r14d). Gene Ontology annotation, biological process: regulation of phosphorylation. The transcript has 4 exons. Gene Ontology annotation, cellular component: cytoplasm. Gene Ontology annotation, molecular function: protein serine/threonine phosphatase inhibitor activity. Lineage: Eukaryota; Metazoa; Chordata; Actinopteri; Perciformes; Liparidae. The record is from RefSeq and is a predicted model, not a curated record. Bases 232 to 594 code for a protein of 120 amino acids.
GCAGACAGCCAGAUGCAGCUUUAGAGAGAGGGAGAGAGCACACACACUCAACAAGAUAGUAGGAGAUACGCGUGGGAACAGCAAAACACUGGAUAGAGACAGAGCCGGGUGUGCAAAACGAACGUGUCCGAGCCUGUGGGUCUGUAUCUGUGUGUGUGUGUGUGUGUGCGUGUGUGUGUGUGUGUGUGUGAGCUCAGUGUGUUUCCACGGUUCCCUGAGGCCGUGGUAGCCAUGGCGUCAGAGCCCAGCACCCAGUCCAGGGUGGUGUUCCAAGCAGCGGACAAAACAGAGGAACCGGCGCACCGCAAGCUGGGCAAGCUGACAGUCAAAUACAACCGCAAGGACCUGCAGAGGAGGCUGGAUAUCGAGGAGUGGAUCGACGGGCAGCUGCACCUGCUGUUUGACUGUGAGGAGGAAGAGAUUCCAGAGUUAGAGAUUGACAUAGAUGAGCUCCUGGAGUUGACAGACGAGGGCCAGAGGACACGUCUGCAGGAGCUGUUGCAGGAAUGCGGAAAGCCAAAAGAGGAUUUUAUCAACGCGCUGCUCUACAGGAUAAAGGGUCUACGCAAAAUGUCAGGUCCCUUGAGGAAAUAAAUAUAGGUCAAAUAAAGAAAUGAGACAAUGUGGAGCCUCUUAUAUUCCCAUGCAUUAAGUGUAACAUGUGAGGGGGACUCUUCCUGCCCUCUGCAGCCCCUCUCGGGUCUUAACAGGGCAGUCGGCUUUUCAAUGGAUUUUGAAUUUAUUAUUUCAUAUUUAUUGACCGACUGCUAUAACAUUUUGUCUCCCAUUGAACAUUAUACCAUUAAUGCACACAUGUGAUAAAAGUUGUACUAUUACUCAGACUGACUUCUUUUUUGUUUCAGACAUUUUCAGUUGCCUAUUUAUGUACAUAAAUACUUUUGUUCUGAUAACAGUGUUGUAUGUCCAAAUAAAAUGGAACAUUUUCAAGAUA